Messenger RNA from Betta splendens (Siamese fighting fish), 4105 nucleotides. It is a transcript of the gene chka, whose product is annotated as choline kinase alpha. Gene Ontology annotation, molecular function: choline kinase activity; ethanolamine kinase activity. Gene Ontology annotation, cellular component: cytoplasm. The transcript has 12 exons. Bases 167 to 1423 code for a protein of 418 amino acids. Gene Ontology annotation, biological process: CDP-choline pathway; phosphatidylethanolamine biosynthetic process. Lineage: Eukaryota; Metazoa; Chordata; Actinopteri; Anabantiformes; Osphronemidae. The record is from RefSeq and is a predicted model, not a curated record.
UUUCCUCAAGUUAUUCAUUCAAUCGCUGGUGAUCCACGGACUCAACAACGAACAAUCAGAACGAGCCACACUACGCCCACGCGUGCAUAUUAUUACUAGGAACUAACACCUAGCGCGCGCCCACCUCAGAACGUUUCGUUUCCACAUUUUUAAUCAAACCACCAAAAUGAAGACCAAAUUCAUCAACGGGGUUUCUUCCUCCCCGUCCAUGUCGCUGGGGCUGCUGGUGACGGAGAACGCCCUGCAGGUCCAGCCCGAAGCCCAGGACGACUGCAAGGAGCUGGCCCGCUCCGAGCAGCCCGACCCACACACCCGGCACCAGGCCUAUAUGUGGUGCAGAGAGUUUCUCCACGGGGCCUGGAAGACGCUGGCUGAGGACGACUUCCGUCUCACUAUCAUCAGAGGUGGUCUGAGCAACAAGCUCUUCCUGUGCAGCCUCCCCGACAGCGUGCACGCGGCGGGAGACGAGCCCCGCAGCGUCCUGCUGCGCCUCUACGGGGCCAUUCUACAGAUGUCUUGCAAUAAGGGCGACUACCAACAGUCCAACAAAGAGAAUCACUUCCAGGGGGCAGAGGCCAUGGUACUGGAAAGUGUGAUGUUUGCCAUCUUGGCCGAGAGGGAACUGGGCCCUAAGCUUUACGGCAUCUUCCCUCAGGGCCGACUGGAGCAGUAUGUGCCUAGCCGUAAACUGGACACAUGUGAGUUAAGCGAACCAAACAUUUCAGCAGAAAUUGCUGAAAAAAUGGCCAAGUUUCACGGAAUGAGGAUGCCUUUCAACAAGGAGCCCAAGUGGCUGUUUGGAACCAUGGAGAAGUACCUGAGUCAAGUCAUGAGGUUGAAUUUCACCAGAGAGUCUCAUCUGCGAUUCUUUAAUGUCCUGCUCAGCUACAAUCUGCCGCAAGAGAUGAAAAUGCUCAAGCGUCUACUGGAGUCCACCCACUCUCCAGUAGUGUUCUGCCACAAUGACUGUCAAGAAGGCAACGUGCUUCUGCUGAACGGCCGCCAGACCUCCGGCAAACAGAAGCUCAUGCUGAUUGACUUUGAGUACAGCAGCUACAACUACAGGGGAUUUGAUAUUGGCAACCAUUUCUGUGAAUGGAUGUAUGAUUACAACUGUGAUGAGUUUCCUUACUUUAAAGUAAAUGCGCAGUCCUACCCUUCGAAAGCCCAGCAGCUUCACUUUAUUGAAAGCUACCUACGUGAAUCUGAUCAAGGCUUUGAAAACCUGAGCGAGGAGGACCAAAUAAAACUGAAAGAUCAGCUGUACACUGAGGUGAACAGAUUCUCUCUGGCUUCACAUUUCUUCUGGGGCCUGUGGUCAGUCAUCCAGGCUCGGCUUUCCACCAUCCAGUUUGGAUAUCUGGAGUACGCCCAGGCCAGGUUUGAUGCAUAUUUCCAUCAGAAGAAGAUCUGGGCUGUCUAACAGGUUGAACCAUUUGGCAGGAGGACGACCAGAAUACAUUCCCUGUCCGUAGGACUUGCUGUCUACAGCCAAUGUCGCACUGAGCAAAGCCAAACUGUGACGAGCACAUGAGUAAAAACAAAAACAAAAAAAUACUCACUUGUAAUAACCUGCAUUACUGGUCGGGGCGAAUGUCUGCUUCUAGCUUUUUUAGCCUUAACACUAACAUGAGGGUCUAGAGCAGGAAAAAAGUGAAUUCGAGUUCGAAUCACAGCUACACCUAACAUCUUGACAUUGCAUCAAUGUGUAUGUAUUGAUCAUUCCCUCAUGGAAUAUUCUUGGAUAUCCCAAGAGAUGAAAGUCCCAAGAUAUCUGGCUGGGUAAAAAAACUGGCUUAUUCCUGCUUACAGAAGAGCCCAUUGGCUGACUAUGUAUAUUUUAUGUAUAAAGGUGCCUGGAAAUUGGCCCUAUUUGUUACUAUUAGGCUGGAUGAACAGGUCAGGCUAAAGUCUACGGUAUUACAGUACACUUUUUUAUGUCAUGUUGUCUUUACUUUAUCAGGGUGAUUAGUUAAGCUUCACCAAAUUACAUUUAACUCAGUUUUUUAUUAACUCUCUUAAUUAAGAAAAGUGUAGAACAGUGUGGUUUUAUAGCAUCUGUCUGACUCGUAUGUGUCAUCCUUGUCCUCCAUCUGUAGUGCAGUAAAUACUGCUGUACUUAAUUCAGAUACUGCACUUUGCAUGCCAGUCUUAUUCUAUCCAAAGGUCUUAUACUAUGUCUGAUAAAUAUUCUACUAGUGAAAGACUCAGAGUUUAAACUGUGAUUCCUUCCUAGCUUUAUUUCCUUCAGACAUCCUGUGACCAUCUCAGAUUUCAGUUAACACAUCAAGUCAAGAUGGAGAUUAGGUAGAUUUAUUAUCUGCUGCUACAACAGACUUGACCUAGACCUCGAUGUGUUGAUUAGUUUGUUGCAAACACACAUUUCUUGAACAUUUUCACUGUGUUUGCUGUGUGAACAUAGUCUGGUUUCUCUGAUGUAAGAAAAUUUGUUGGUGACAGUUUUCCACAUAAAAACAACAACAAUAAUGAAACAAUGCCGCUGUGCUAACGUCUAAAGUCAAUAUAGAGCUCACUCACUCACAAACUAUUAGGUGUGCAUUAUUAAAAUUAAAAGUGAGCAUAAGUGUAAUUUAAAGCUGAACCAGUUUUUUAUAUUAUUAUUUUUAUAUAUUCCAUUUUAUCUAGCUUUUGACCACAGAUUUUACUAGAGCUAACUGGGUUAGUAACACCACUGUAAUUUGUUAAUCAUUGAACCCUUUACCUUCGAAAUGACCCAUUUUAAUAUAAGAACAAUGUGAAAAGGAUAUAUUAAAUGAAAUCUGCUUUUGAUGGAUGGUCAAAGCAAGCAGAUCUUCUCUGAGGGGAAUGGGUAUGUCAUGUUCUCCCAAAGUACAAUGUGAAAGACUCAGCAGCUUGACUGGUUAGUCUAUAAACUGGUGGUAAAAGAAUCACCACCAAAGCUGAUAAGCUCCAUUCAUGUGCAGUUGUCUGUUUACCCGUUAGCCUUUGGGACUUAUCUUGGAAUCCAUCCCCAUGAUUACAUAUGUGACCUGUGUGAUGUUUAAUCUCAUUCCUCUCUAUUGAGAAUGACUGUGAAAUGUUCACAGCUGAAGGUUUUAAGCUGGAUCAUUAAACUAAACUAUACAAGCCACCAAGACCUGGAACCAUCCACAGAUGUUUGAAUGUCACUAUGGCACUUUUGAUUUAAGAACCCAAGAAAGGUCAAACUUUACGUAGUUUGAGAUUUUGGGGUUCUUGAGCUGUGAAGUUGUUUGUUCUGUAUCUAACCAAUGUGUAUUUAACAUGCAUGUGUGUUUUCUUGUAUAUUUCAUUGCUUCUCAUUAUUUGGAGACACAAAGACACUGUUCUAGUUGUUCUACAGUAAAGGUGUUACUGGUACAGUCUCUAAUCUUGUCUCUGUUCUCUGCCUGAACCUCAUUCUUUGUUUUUAUUCACAACUUGACUUUCAUUGUUGGCACAUAUUAAUUGCUCUGACAUUUUGCUGUUUGACAUUUUAUUCUUUACGUUGUCCUUCCUCACACUUUUUUUUAAAUGUAUUUGCUAUAGAGUAAACAUAAUCCAUGAUGUGCACUGUAUUUACACAAAUGUAGUCCAGGGGUGUCAAACUGGGGCCCUCGAGGAACGGUGUCCCUGCUGGUUUUCCAACUCUCCCUUCUGACUACUUUGUAUAGAUGUGUCAGUUAGUUCAUCCAUUGACUGAACACACAUGAUCAAGGUAAUCACCAGGCUCUGGGGAAGGGAGAGUUGGAAAACAAGCAAGGGACUAGUUUGAGUUUGACACCCCUGAAUGUUUAAGGUUAAUGGUUAUGAAUUUGUAUUCAGCAGAAUAAUAAACAUCCUCACUUCAUUAUUCAUUAUUGUGAUUCAAGGCAUUGAUUAGUCACUAACAGAAAUAUAAAGGUUGUACUCUAAAACAAUAACCAAUUUCAACCCUAAUGUGCUGAUGUAUCAUUCUGUUAAUGGGAUCAUUUUUGUUUGGUAACAGCAGCAAGUAAACGCCAACCUUUGCUAACUAUGCAGCUUUACUGAACACUGUACAUAUACUGUUAUUAAUAUGGUUACAAAUGUAAAAUGUGUUAUAAUAAAUAAAAAACGAAUAAUAAAUAAAAAAGAAAGUUGCUGA